Messenger RNA from Penicillium antarcticum, 2103 nucleotides. Its product is annotated as Zn(II)2Cys6 transcription factor. Gene Ontology annotation, cellular component: nucleus. The coding region runs from base 1 to 2103 and encodes 700 amino acids. The record is from RefSeq and is a predicted model, not a curated record. NCBI's taxonomy places the organism in Eukaryota, Fungi, Ascomycota, Eurotiomycetes, Eurotiales, Aspergillaceae. Gene Ontology annotation, biological process: DNA-templated transcription; positive regulation of transcription by RNA polymerase II. The transcript is spliced from 9 exons. Gene Ontology annotation, molecular function: sequence-specific DNA binding; DNA-binding transcription factor activity, RNA polymerase II-specific; zinc ion binding.
AUGCCUGCGACACCGAGCCAAGCAAAGACGAAGAAGUGUCAGAGAGCCUGCGAGCGAUGUCGGUCAAUGAAAGUCAAGUGCUCGGGGUCGAGUCCAUGCACAAGAUGUGCACGCAAGAAGAAGCCCUGCCACUUUCCAGUGGAGGAGGUGCGAGUCUCCGUGUCGGAACGUUAUUUGCGAGAGCUUGAAGAGCAUAUUUCCAGGAGCGGAACAUCCGUACGACAUGCAAAAACAGAAGUGCAUGCCUUGGAUGAUUCCAUAAUUACGGGCAAUGGGAAUGUCAACGUUCCCUCUACACCUCACGCAUUGCUAGAACAUCGACAAGACUCUCGAUGGAGAACCAACCCAAACACACUGGGUACCGCUCUGCACACCCCAGAGACCCCUCGCAGGGAGCAAGGAGACCAUGAAGCCGAGCACGAUACUCAACGAUCCCGGUUUUCACGCAACCCGCUAGUAGACAGAGACCCGUCUUUUGCGCAGACACCAGACGGCCGGUUUUGGUAUAUGGGGCCGACAUCGUCAUGGUCUUUUUGUCGUCGAGUCCUUGCCCUUAUAGGGCGAAACGUUCCUGAGUCGAACUUUCAAUCUGAUCCUUUCCAUAUUGAUGGAACAGCCUUUAGGUUGCGCUGGCGACCAUUUCCACCAGACGAUGUACCCGAUGUCACUAAUUUGCCUCCAUUGGACUACGCACUCUUUUUAUUUAACACAGUCAAAUUCUACUUUGGAUUUCUGUCCUUUAUGAUUGACGAGCCAGCUUAUCUACGAGAGCUACAUGAAUUUUAUAAGGACCCAGCAGCCAAGGCUACCUCUUCCAGGCCCUGGUAUUGUCAAUACCUGCUGGUACUCGCUUUUGGAAAGGCAUUCCUGACUCAAAAGAACUCCUCUGGAGCACCACCUGGUCAUCAAUAUGCCUCGCGUGCUAUGUCUCUUUUGCCCGAUCUAUCAGGAGGCAUAGACGAUGAUCCACUGUCUUGUAUCCAGGCACUUAGCCUCGGGGCAGUGUAUCUUCAAUCAAUUGAUAUGAGAAGAGCGGCUUUUCAACACAUUGGACAAGCCUUACGUGGUUGCAUUAUUGAAGGUAUACACAGACAUGUACCGGAGGAAAUCUGUGGGCCUGAACUCUCUCAAAGAUGCAGAACAAUCUUUUGGGUCGUUUACAUGUUAGAUCGUGAAUUCUCUGCUCUAAUCGGUGCACCAAGCUCCAUUCGUGAUGAAGACAUUACAGUGAGAUUACCUGCGGAAAUGGAUGAUUCAGUGGAGCAUAUAAACUUGACAUUACAUGUUCGACUUUCGCGGCUUAUGGCUCGAAUCCUGACAACUGUCUACGGAGUUGGCAACGAAGAUGAUGACACUCUUGUUCGGAGUACACAGUCCAUUCUUCACAGCAUGGCAGAACUUUCGCAUGAUCUCACGGCAUUUUUGAAUACCGAAUUCCACGGUUUAAUAAGCCGCGCUUCAAAGAUGGCGAUAAGAUUGAUGCUAGCGCAUCAUCAUCAGUGUGUUGUCCUCACGACUCGGCCCCUAGUGAUGUGUGCAUUACACAUGCACAUAGAGCGAACAGAAAGACAAACAUCCCAAAUUAUUUCGUUAGCACCGCCUGUUGCAUCCCUUUUACAAUGCUGCGCCGAGUCCGCUCAGACACUUCUACAAACACUCCGUACACUGGCAGAUGAUGAUUUGAUGGAUGCAUUUUUACCGUUCCAGAUUGAAGAUGCUUCAUCUUCUGCGUUUGUUUUAUAUUUGAUACGCGCGAUUGCUCCCUCACUUAUAUCGAACGACUCAUGGUGCGAGAAUUUGGAAUGCGUACUGGAAAAGCUCAUCGCAAAGGGAAAUCUAGCUGCACCAUUGCGUAGACUAGAACUGAGACAACUGGAGCAAAUAUUGGCACCUUUGACGCCACGACUGGCCAAUCAUACCCUACCGGCAGCUAAUUUGGAUGAGGACAGUGAACAUCAUGAUGAGACUUAUACAUUUGACCAAGAUGAGUUCGAGUGGGACAUGCUUGCGCUCAAUUCCUCGGUCAGUCUUCCACCACGAGAACUGCUUGAUCUUGCAGAUCAGUUGGACAUGGACAGUAUUAUGCAAUCUGUUGGAGUUUGA